UGUUGUUUUACAGAUAAUACAUUUUUUAGUGAUGAAAUUAUUGCAAAUGGCUUCCAUUCUUGCGAAAGUGAUGAAGAUGAUAGAGCCUCUCAUGCAAGUUCCAGUGAUUGGACUCCAAGGCCACGCAUAGGUCCAUACACCUUUGUCCAACAACAUCUCAUGAUAGGCACAGAUCCACGUGCAAUUCUGAAAGACCUAUUACCAGAAACAAUUCCUCCUCCUGAACUGGAUAAUAUGACUUUAUGGCAAAUUGUUGUUAAUAUUCUCUCAGAACCACCUAAAAGGAAAAAGAGAAAAGAUAUUAAUACUAUAGAGGAUGCUGUGAAACUCCUGCAAGAGUGCAAAAAAAUAAUUGUAUUGACUGGAGCUGGGGUAUCUGUUUCUUGUGGUAUUCCUGACUUCCGAUCAAGAGAUGGUAUAUAUGCGCGCCUAGCAGUUGAUUUCCCAGAUCUUCCUGAUCCUCAAGCAAUGUUUGACAUAGAAUACUUCAGAAAAGAUCCAAGGCCAUUUUUUAAAUUUGCAAAGGAAAUAUAUCCUGGGCAGUUUCAGCCAUCUCUUUGUCAUAAAUUUAUCGCUUUAAUGGAUAAAGAAAGAAAACUCCUUCGCAAUUACACUCAGAACAUAGAUACACUGGAACAGGUUGCAGGAAUUCAAAGGAUAAUCCAGUGCCAUGGUUCCUUUGCAACGGCUUCUUGCCUCAUCUGUAAAUACAAGGUUGAUUGUGAAGUUGUACGAGGAGAUAUUUUUAAUCAGGUUGUUCCUAGAUGUCCCAGAUGUUCACCUGAUGAACCACUUGCUAUCAUGAAGCCAGAAAUUGUGUUCUUUGGUGAAAAUCUACCUGAGCAGUUUCACAGGGCCAUGAAAUAUGACAAAGAUGAAGUUGAUCUUCUUAUUGUUAUUGGGUCUUCACUCAAAGUAAGACCAGUAGCAUUGAUUCCAAGCUCCAUCCCACAUGAAGUGCCUCAAAUUCUAAUUAAUAGGGAACCAUUGCCUCAUCUACACUUUGAUGUGGAGCUUCUUGGUGACUGUGAUGUUAUUAUCAAUGAAUUAUGUCAUAGAUUGGGUGGAGAAUAUUCAAAACUUUGUAAUAGUUCCAUUCAGCUUUCAGAAAUAACAGAGAAACCUCCACGGCCACACAAAGAGUUUGAAAAACAUUUAACAGAGUUAGCAGCUACUCCUUUAAACAUUUCUGAAUCUUCUAGUUCACCUGACAGAAUUGCAUCGCAAGAUUCUCAAGCGAUGCAUUCAGAGCAUUCUAGUCCAUAUAAAGCAGGAAAUUCUGAUGUUGCCUUGGAAUCUAAAGAAACGUCUGUAGAAGAAAAACCAUUAGAAGUGCAUAACUCUUUAGAAAAUUCAGAAAGUACUCAUGGUCAAUUAGAAACUGCAGAACAUGUGAAGGAGCCUGGAUCUAAUCAAGAAGAAAACAAAGAAAGAAGUGAAAAAAUGUCUGUUGAAACACUGAGAAAAUGUUGCUUGAAUAGAUGUGUGAAAGAGCAAAUUAGCAAGCGGCUUGAUGGAAUGAAUGCUAAUAAUGAAUACAAAUUCUUUAAUCAGGUUGUUCCUAGAUGUCCCAGAUGUUCACCUGAUGAACCACUUGCUAUCAUGAAGCCAGAAAUUGUGUUCUUUGGUGAAAAUCUACCUGAGCAGUUUCACAGGGCCAUGAAAUAUGACAAAGAUGAAGUUGAUCUUCUUAUUGUUAUUGGGUCUUCACUCAAAGUAAGACCAGUAGCAUUGAUUCCAAGCUCCAUCCCACAUGAAGUGCCUCAAAUUCUAAUUAAUAGGGAACCAUUGCCUCAUCUACACUUUGAUGUGGAGCUUCUUGGUGACUGUGAUGUUAUUAUCAAUGAAUUAUGUCAUAGAUUGGGUGGAGAAUAUUCAAAACUUUGUAAUAGUUCCAUUCAGCUUUCAGAAAUAACAGAGAAACCUCCACGGCCACACAAAGAGUUUGAAAAACAUUUAACAGAGUUAGCAGCUACUCCUUUAAACAUUUCUGAAUCUUCUAGUUCACCUGACAGAAUUGCAUCGCAAGAUUCUCAAGCGAUGCAUUCAGAGCAUUCUAGUCCAUAUAAAGCAGGAAAUUCUGAUGUUGCCUUGGAAUCUAAAGAAACGUCUGUAGAAGAAAAACCAUUAGAAGUGCAUAACUCUUUAGAAAAUUCAGAAAGUACUCAUGGUCAAUUAGAAACUGCAGAACAUGUGAAGGAGCCUGGAUCUAAUCAAGAAGAAAACAAAGAAAGAAGUGAAAAAAUGUCUGUUGAAACACUGAGAAAAUGUUGCUUGAAUAGAUGUGUGAAAGAGCAAAUUAGCAAGCGGCUUGAUGGUACUCAAUACUUGUUUUCACCACCAAAUCGCUAUAUUUUCCAUGGUGCUGAAGUAUAUUCAGACUCUGAAGAUGAUGUCAUAUCCUCCAGCUCUUGUGGAAGUAGCAGUGGUAGUGGGUCAUGUCGUAGUCCAAGCUUAGAUAUAGAAGAGGAAAGUGAACUAGAAGAAUAUUACAACGGCAUAGAAGAAGAAGAAGAUGAUGAUGAUGCUCCUGACAGAGAAGAGGAGAAUGGAUUUGAAGAAGAUGGAACUGACCUUCAAGAAUCUGUUGAUGAAUCAAUUUCUGUAAAUCAGACAGUAGAAUUUGACAGUUCAUCAGACAAGUUGUAAGAUAAUUACUGAUUUAUUUCAGGAACUUUUCCACCAGCAUUAGCAAUUUGGGCAUGUUGGAAUGAAUGUGUACUGAAUUUAGAACAAGGCAAACAACGAUGUAAUGUUUAUAAACACUAGAGUAGAUUUUCAUGCAUAGUUUUCUGACUUUUCCAAUCAAAUUCUAUAAAGGCACACUCAGUACUAAUUUUCAUUGCAUUUUGAGUUUUGUAAAAGGCACUAAGUAUCUUUUACUGUCACUGCAUUCAUUUUUUAUUGUUUAUCUGUGUUGUGUGUCUGUGCGUAUACACACAUACACAAUAUGUUUGCUUAAUGAAAUUCACCCUAUUUUAUUUUUGAACCAUUUAAAAAAGCCAUCAGAAUAUUAAUAUAAUAUAAAGGGAACAGCUAAUCUAGACCAAAGAAUGGUAUUGUUCAUACCUCUCUUGUUUUGCAACAUUUCAGUUUAUUUAAAGCCUGUUUAUGUCUCUCCUAAAGUCUGCUGCUGCAAGAAUAUGUUGUUAAAUAUGGGGAUUUCCCCCAAAUUCCUAUGGCAGCUAUGUUUUCUGAAAAUAACUCUUCAUGUUGGGUAUAUUUGCAUGCAAUCAUAUUAGAAGUUAAUUAGACAUCAGUGAGCACCUGAAAAUUCCUUAGAUUACUAGAAAAUAGCAUUUAAAAAAAUACUAUUUAAAUAAAUAAAAAUGCUAUUUUUUAAUAAAGACUAAAGUGAAGCAACUUUCUGUAGAUACAUAAUAAUGCUUAUUGGCGUACAAAAUUACAGCAAGAAAGUAUUAGAUAAAAAAUCAUUAACCUUGUUAACACAAGUAUUUAGAGCAGGAAGUUGGUAUAUAAAGCAAUGUAUAAAAUCUUUGUGUACACUGCCAAGAUGUGAAUAUUUAAGUGUUGAAGGUGUAUAUAUAAUAUUCAGAAUACAGAUGAAAUCUUUGCCCAAGAACAAAAGUGUUUCUAUACUUUUCAGUACUUUUAUACAAACGUUUAAUGAGAACUACUCACACAUCCAGUAAAAAAA
Python bivittatus (Burmese python) is the source of this 3658-nucleotide messenger RNA. The record is from RefSeq and is a predicted model, not a curated record. Lineage: Eukaryota; Metazoa; Chordata; Lepidosauria; Squamata; Pythonidae.